Molecule: messenger RNA, 1080 nt
Organism: Oikopleura dioica
Lineage: Eukaryota; Metazoa; Chordata; Appendicularia; Copelata; Oikopleuridae
Source: the annotation of a GenBank genome assembly
AUGAAACCUUGGAUUCGAAUUUCAGCAAUAGCAGUAAUAUUUCUGGAUGUGCUAACAGUCUUUUUUUCCUCGACCGGCCCAGCUUACGAAGCAAUCACGCAAUUAGAUCCUUCCGACAUCGUCCAAAAUGAGCUUCGAACUCUUUCAAAUGACAAUCUUACACACAAUCAGAAUAUCUCCCUCACUUCAGUGAUCAAAAUGCAGCAGCAAAAAUUAAAGGGGUUUGGCUUGACCCCAAAUCCUCAGAUCGUCGUAUACAAUCGUGUGCCCAAAUGUGGGUCGACAACGACUCUGGACAUCAUCAGAUUUUUGAGAAAAAAGCUUCAUUACAAUGUUUUCAAUGACAUCGCUCCAAAAAUGAAGCAUUUCAUGGAAUCUGACGAGCAAGAAUACGGGUUGGUCAGAAAUAUCACGCAGUACAAGCGACCAAUUUUGUAUAUUCGCCACGUUUACUUCAUCGACUUUCCGAAAUACGGCUACAGAGACCCGCUGUAUAUCAACAUUGCACGAGAUCCAGUUUCAUUAUUUAUUUCAAAUUACUUUUACCUCCGCUUUGGUUUUCAGACUGCGAAGAAUACAACAAAUGCACAAAAUUGGAAACAUGACAUGCCGGAUGAAAGAAGAGCAAUGUCAAUCGAUGACUGUGUGAAAACGGAAGCUCAAGAGUGUGCGAGGCCAUAUUCGAAUCUCAUUCCGUUCUUUUGUGGCUCUUCAAGCCUCUGUCAAAAACGUGGCGACGAAGCAGUAGCGAUAGCAAAACAGAACGUCCUCGACAGAUACGCAAUCGUGGGAAUCAUGGAGGAUUUUCAUAGCACUAUGAAAGCAUUUGAAGUCGUUUCGCCUCGAUUCUUCAUGGGAGCAUCAGUUCUUCUUGGCAAGGCGAAUCAGGUCCUUCACGACAGGUCAAAAACCGCACACAAAAAAGAGCCAGAUCCAGCAACAGUCGAAUACCUUCGAAAAGGGCUGAAACGUGAAUACGAACUGUACGACUUCAUCAAAAAGAUAUUUUACGAAAAGAUAGAAAAUUUCAAAGAACGAGGGCUCUGGGGCCCGGACGAAAUUCCUGAAAACAAAAACUAG